CACAGUUCCACGCCGUAAGCCGCGCAACUUAGAUAAUACAGUGUGACACAAAAUAACAGACCAUGGGCUGACGGGACUUCAUGGGCAAGCAUCAUGGAUGGGCCCAUGCUAGCGGGUCGUCUCGCAUUCAGUCCAUCCCUGGUGAGCUGCUCUAGCCUCUAUCGACAGUCGGGUCUCGGGCGAGAAUGCGAUCGACUGAGAUGCCUUCAUCCUAUGGCUUCGGCCUUCGUUCGAGCUCGUGGUGAGAAAGUCUAUGUCCAUUCAGCAGCGAGUUCAGCCAGUGUCGACCGAAGAUCAAAUGGCUUCCGACGUCAAAGUAUCGAGAGACGGACAGAAGGGGGACGACUCGGCGUCCCUCGUCUACAACAUCAUCGAUGGACAACCAGUCGUCUUGCCGUCGUCUGCUAAUUUUCCGGUCGUUUCCGCACGCACCGAUGAAGUGGUCCAUUACGGCCAGACUGUCACCGCGGCACUGGCAGCCCGCGCGGUCGACGUUGCCGCCACCACGUUCCGAAGCUACAGGGGGACGCCGGUGCACGAGCGGCGUAGGAUGCUGCUGUGCGCCGCCGAGUUGUUCGAGCAAAAGGCCGAUGCGAUGGGCGUGAUCCAGAUGCAGGAGACUAGCUGCGACGAGGCCUGGGCGCGGUUCACAGCCAUGCAAACGUCGACCUUCUGCCGCGAGGUAGCCGGCGCCGUGUCGGCCGCUGUUGUAGGCGACAUCCAACCGUCAUACUUUGGGUACACCCACCUGGUGUUCAAGGAGCCCGUGGGCCCCAUACUGCUAAUACCGCCCUGGAACGCGGCCGUGGUACUCUGCGUUCGGGGCAUCGCCAACGCCCUCGCCGCCGGGUGCACCGUCGUGCUGAAAGCAUCCGAGUUGUGUCCCGCUACGCACCAGCUCGUGGCCCGCACUUUCCACGAGGCCGGAUUUCCCCCGGGCGCCGUCAACGUCAUCAUGGCCGACCGCCCCGCUGCCGCAGUGGUCACCGAGACGGUCAUCGCCCACCCAGCGUUGCGCAAGGUCGAGUUCAUUGGUAGCUCGGCUGUGGGCAAGAUGAUCGGCAUGCUGGCGGCUCGGUAUCUCAAGCCCGUCUUCAUGGAGCUCGGUGAUCAGAGCCCUGCGAUUGUGCUUGACGAUGCCGACCUGGAACAGGCGGCCAGAUUGGUGGCGCAUGGAGCCACUUUCCAUCAUGGCCAGGUCUGCUUCUCCACGGAGCGCAUCAUCGUGCAGAAGGCUGUCCGUCAAGAGUUCUGCAGUCUCCUCGCCGCGGCCAUCGACCGCCUCGCUCCGAAAUGGAUGGCUGUCACCAAGGGCCACGCCGAGAGGGCCAAGGCUGUCGUGGACGAUGCCGUGACCCGGGGAGCCCACUUCGUCUAUGGCAGUUCCGAGCUCGGCGGCCCGGCCAUGCUUGCGCCGUCUAUACUGGUAGACGUCGACCCCAGUUCGCUCAUGUCGAAUGGCGAAGCUUUCGCCCCUACGGCAUUCCUGGUUGAGGUGGACACGGAAGAGGAAGCCGUCGAGGAGGCUAACUCGCGGGUCGGCGGUCUCUCAGCUGCCGUCUUCACGCGUAGCCAAGAGCGUGGAUUACGCCUUGCCCGGGAGCUUGAAUUCGGAAUGGUGCAGGUCAACAACUCGACCAUAUUUGCCGAACCAAGCGGGGCGGCGACCAACUUCAAGGGCAGUGGCUGGGGGAGCAACAACGGCAAGUACGGCAUCGAGAACUUUCUGUACUGCAAAUCCGUCUCUCUCGUGCCUUGUGAGAACAAGAAGCCAACCAACUCGUAAAUCCCUCUUCCCGGGAAUGGCAUCAGUUGCUUGGCAAUGUGAGCUUCCAUAUUGAUUCUUGCAAAAACGCCCUGCGUGGCUCUCGGGUUAGCUGCCUUUGAGCAUUCAUAGUUUCCCAUAUAUAGGUACCAGGUAUAUAUGCAUUUCUGCACCUCGCUUGAC
Messenger RNA from Chaetomium fimeti, 1948 nucleotides. RefSeq names its product Aldehyde/histidinol dehydrogenase. NCBI's taxonomy places the organism in Eukaryota, Fungi, Ascomycota, Sordariomycetes, Sordariales, Chaetomiaceae. Gene Ontology annotation, molecular function: succinate-semialdehyde dehydrogenase (NAD+) activity. The record is from RefSeq and is a predicted model, not a curated record. Bases 254 to 1786 code for a protein of 510 amino acids. Gene Ontology annotation, biological process: GABA catabolic process. The transcript has 2 exons.